Messenger RNA from Lactuca sativa (garden lettuce), 4081 nucleotides. RefSeq lists its product as uncharacterized. The record is from RefSeq and is a predicted model, not a curated record. Gene Ontology annotation, biological process: poly(A)+ mRNA export from nucleus; nuclear membrane organization. NCBI's taxonomy places the organism in Eukaryota, Viridiplantae, Streptophyta, Magnoliopsida, Asterales, Asteraceae. Gene Ontology annotation, cellular component: nuclear envelope.
AAAAACCCUAAUUUCAACUUCAUUCUCUUUCUCUUUUCUCUCUCAACCUCUACGCAAUUAAUCUCUUCAACAGCUACAGCCUCUCCUAUGGCGACGGCGGGCGACGGAAGGGCUCCCUACGAAAGCAGCGGAGCCGGAGGAAAGUUCCGUAAGAGGCCUUACCGGCGUAGUACUCCGGCGACGCCGUAUGAUAGACCUCCUACGGCACUCAGGAACAACAAUCCUGGCCUAUUUACGAAGCUUGUGGACCCUGCUUCCAGACUCAUCUAUGCCGGGGUUCAUAAGCUCUUCGGCGUUUUCCGCAAGCGUCUUCCUCCCCUGUCUUUACAAGGACUGCCAGGGAUUAGUGAAGAACCACAAAAUGUUUCUCAGGAUGUAGGGAGAAAUAAUUCUAUUGGAGUAUCAAAAGCUAGCACUGAUCAAGACAUGAAUUCUGCUGCCACUGGGAUAUCAGAGCUUGAGCAAAUGUUGAAACAAAAAACCUUUACUAGAUCUGAAAUCCAGCACUUGACAACAUUGUUGCAUUCAAGAACCACCGAGUCACCUGAUAAUGUUGUAGACAUAAAUGGAGCAAAGCCUCAUAGCUCACCUUCUCCUCUUUUAAGGCUUGAAGCAUCAACAAGUGGCUCAAUGAAAAAACAUGGAGACAACAGGGAUAACUUCCAUGCUACUAUUUCAACUCCCUUUGUCAGUUCAAAAGUUCUUGAAGAGGAGACUCCUUCACCUGCUGAGGUGGCAAAGUCUUACAUGGGAUCCAGGCCUACAAAGCUAGCACCAUCGCCACUUGGAUUAACCAGCCAUAACACAACUAGCCUUCAAAAAACAUCAAUUACUCCAAAAACUGCAAACAAUUUCAAAGGUCUUAAAAAUGGUUUCUUGACACCAAGAUCAAGAGGCAGGUCAGCAAUGUACAGCAUGGCUAGGACACCAUAUACCAAAAGUCCUUUAAAUUUUAACCAAAAGGAAAUCAUGUCAACAUCUUCUCAGUCUCUAAAACGUAGGAGUUCUGUUUUAGAUGAUGAUUUUGGAUCUGGGGGCCCACUGCGUAGAACUCGACAAAAACCUAAUCUUUUAUUACAGUCAAGAGAAAAAAGAGAACUUGGAUACACUACUUUUCAACAACCGAUGCUUUUAGAGAACAAACCUGAAGAAAAUGGAGACGCUGCUAUCCAUGGGUCAACUCAUGGAUCUGUUCCAGCAAAGUCAACUCAAACAGCUACAAAAAUAUUCCAACAACUUGAAAGAUUGACUCCAAAAUCGCCCACUAAACUGACAUCAAAUAUGCUCCAUGGUCAGGCUCUUAGAAGUUUGGAGAAAGCGGAUUCACCUAAAUUUCUCCAAACCUCUCAUGACACUCAGAAAUCAGAGUUUCAGCAUGAGUCAACCAGUAAGUCAACCUCUCGAGGCAAAGAAAAAGUUGAAGAAAAUGGUGAAAGAAAGUUCCCUGUUCCUUUUAACAUGUUGACACCUGUUAAUGGUGAUUUGGGAGUUUCUAUAAAAGAAAGUUCACAGAUUGUUACAGUUGAUGAUUCAACUUCAAUUCUUCCAUCUGAACCUCCUCAAAAGAGGCGUGCCUUUCAGAUGAGUGCUCCUGAGGAUACAUGGGAGCUAGAUGAUGAUGAUGAUGAUGACAUCCAUGUUAAUGGGCAUGUGUACACUCCACCUGUUGUUGAAAACAAUAAACCAGAGACAAGUUUAGUAGUGAACAAACCUGGUUCUGCUGACAUCAUUGAACCUCCAACACCGCCGGUAGUCUUCAAAACUCCGGCACCGGUUGAAGCAACUCCGGUGGUGGCUGAAGUAACUCCGGUUGCAAAAUCUUCAGAGAAAGUUGAGUUGAAAGAAUCUGAAAAAGCCACACCAUUUCCAAAAACUGAUGGAUUUCUUGGUGGGAAUGUUAUUGAGCAAGAAACAGGAUUUAAAUUCCCAACCUCACCUCCAUCAACUUUCACCACACAAAAAGACGAGGUUACCCCUACUGAAAAGGUGUCACCAUUUCAGUUUUCUGGUAGCGAGCUUUCAGAAUCCAAACCAAAAGCACCUGAUUCGACCAGUGUAUUUAAUUUAGACACAAAGAAUGAUCAAGUUAAGGUCACCAACAAGGAUGAAAAUGGAAAUGAUCAAAAGCUGGAAAAUAUUCCUGCAGCUUCAUCAACAAGUGCUAUCUUCUCAUUUGCCAGCUCAGCAGCAAAGGACUCAAGUGGUCCCACCCCCACCAUGACACCUGAUUCAAGCUCUCCUAUAUUUUCUUCAUCAACUUCUUUUCCAGCUUCUGAUGCAAAUGCAAAUUCAGUUUUCAAUAAUAGCUCUUCCAAUAUUAUCCCCGCCAGUACUUCCAUAGCCACUAGUAGUGUCUUCUCUACUACAUCUUUACCACCACCAGCCUUCAGUUUCGGGUCUUCUAAACCAACAACUUCUUUGGCAGAAACUGGGAAGGCUGAUGCUAUAACUGAAAAGGAACCAAAAUCCACCAUAAGCAGCUCGCCUUUUGCCACCAUCACCACCCCAAAUGGUGGUGGUCUCUUUGGCUUUAGUUCUCCGACAGCUACUUCCACCACCACCGCCGCCACCACUACAACAAAUGGCGGCGCUCUCUUUGGCUUCAGCUCUCCGGCAGCCUCUUCCACCACCACCGCCGCCACAAGUGGUGGUGCUCUCUUUGGCUUCAGUUCUCCGGCUGCUACUUCCACCACCACUAGUGGCAGUGCUCUCUUUGGCUUUGGUUCUUCGGCAGCUACUUCCACCACUGCCACCACCAGUACAACAAAUGGUGGCGCUCUCUUUGGUUUCAGUUCUCCAGCAGCCACUUCCACCACCACCACUGCCACAAGUGGUGGUGCUCUUUUUGGCUUCAGUGCUCCGGCUGCUACCUCCACCACCACCACCACUAAUGGCAGUACUCCGUUUGGCUUCAGUUCUCCGGCUGCUACCUCCACCACCACCACCACUAGUGGCAGUACUCCGUUUGGCUUCAGUUCUCCGGCAGCUACUUCCACCACCGCCACCACCACAAAUGGUGGUGCUUUCUUUGGUUUCAGUUCUCCAGCCGCCACUUCUACCACCACUGCUCAAUCGCAGGGGUCUUUCUUUAAUGCCGCCAGUGGUUCUCAAUCAAACACACAGACAUCUACUCCUGUUACUCAGGCUGUUCCCUUCCAGUUUUCUUCAAGCAGUUCUCUAUUUGGAUCUUCCGCUCCUGCUUUUGGCAUUAGUUCUUCAGAGGGAAAAUCCGGUAAUUCCACUAGUGGGUCCACCUCCACCACUAGCAUAUUUGGUUCUUCUUGGCAACCCCCAAACUCUUCAGUAUUCUCAUUCGGGGCAUCAUCUGCAGCCACAACUCCACCUAUCACAUUUGGUGCAUCAUCUAAUACAACCGCAUCAACAGGAUCUUCCAUGUUUUCAUUCACCACAUCUGGUCCCACCAAGCCGUCUUUCACAACCCCCUCCACAGUUUUUGGAAACCCAACUCCUGUUUUUGCGAAUAAUAAUAAUAAUAAUAAUAAUGAUCAAAUGAGUAUGGAAGACAGCAUGGCAGAGGAUUCUAUGCAAACUCCUAGUCCAAGUCCUGUUUCUGUUUCACCAUUUGGUCAAGCAGCUCCUGUGGCUGCAUCACCAGGGUUCAUGUUCGGUUCAGCCACCCCGGCCCCACCACAAGCGGCGGCUCCUUUCCAAUUUGGUGGCCAGCCAAACCAAGUGCUGCCUCAGAAUCCUUUCCAGUCAUCUAGUGUAGAGUUUAAUGCUGGUGGAGGAAGCUUUUCGUUGGGGUCUGGUGGUGGCGAUAAAUCUGGAAGGAGGAUGGUGAGAGUUACUAAAAGCAAGAACAGGAGGAAGUGAGGCCAUUUUUUAAAAAAGGUAUCAGUGUUUUGAUGUAAUGCAUAUGCACCACCUUCUUUUUUAUUUUCUUUGUGUCUUGUUAUUGUGAAAUAUUGUUGUAGUUAGAAUGUUGUUAGAUCACAAUUUUGGAGCAAAGUGUUGGUAGUGUGAAGUUUUAGAUUCAUAUGUUACUGUUGUAGAUUUCACAGUCGUACUCUUUUAUGUAGAAAAUACAUAAGCCAAGGGUAUUGAAAUUUUACUACAGGUA